Tilletiaria anomala UBC 951 is the source of this 3796-nucleotide messenger RNA. Its product is annotated as putative splicing factor 3b subunit 1. The transcript has 2 exons. Bases 67 to 3735 code for a protein of 1222 amino acids. Gene Ontology annotation, biological process: spliceosomal complex assembly. NCBI's taxonomy places the organism in Eukaryota, Fungi, Basidiomycota, Exobasidiomycetes, Georgefischeriales, Tilletiariaceae. The record is from RefSeq and is a predicted model, not a curated record. Gene Ontology annotation, cellular component: catalytic step 2 spliceosome; U2 snRNP; U2-type prespliceosome. Gene Ontology annotation, molecular function: mRNA binding.
CACCUACAACACUGCAGAACAGCCCAUUUGAGAAGGAUCCAUCUGGCAGCGCAGGAAGAGGACACCAUGACCGAGGAGGCAGACGAGAUCAAAUCCCUCCAGGCUGCGCGACAGCGAGCCGCCGCGAAUGGCGUAAGCGACAAGCUCAGCUUUGGCAAAGCUGGUGGCUACGACCAAGGGAUCUACGGCUCCGGUUCAAAGCGCAGUGACUAUGUGCGCGAGCUGCCCAUGGAUGGGGAUGGUGUUAUCGAGGAUGACGGAGAAGACGACGAUGCAGGGGCCCGCCCGGCAAACCCUCUCGAUGCCUUCACUGCGCCUCAGCAUCUGCUCAACGAAUUUGCGAAUCACGAAGAAGACCCGCUCCAGGAUCGCGCAGCCCAACGCAUCAUAGCUAACCGACAGAGUGACUAUCACAAUCGGCGCUUCAAUCGCGAUGCAGGACCUGAAAAGGCCGUCGAUGCCUUCAGUGGUGAGGGUGCUGGGGCGGAAGGGGAAGGAUCGUUCCAACAGGCGAUGCGACAGGCCGAGUUGGAAAGGGAAGAGCAGCGAGUGCAAAGGAUCAUACAGGAGAGGCAGAAGGAGGGCCAAGAUGGUGGACACCAAGAAGACGAUGCAAAGCAGUCUGGUAAAGAAGAGGGGAGCAUAACGCCAAAAAUGAAGAGGAAGCGGAGAUGGGAUGUUGCUGGAGACAGCACCACCCCUGCCACUUCUUCCCACACGUCGCCUCCGCCAAGCUCGACGGACGAUGGGCCUUCCGCUCAGCCCCCCAAGAAGCGCAGAUCGAGAUGGGAUGAGACGCCAGCAGCUCCAGAGGGAGCACAGUCAGCAGAAGCAGCGACUGUAGGGGCGCCGGAUGCUAUGCCGGUGAAAGCGUCUCGCUGGGAUCAGACCCCAGCGGCCUCCACCAAUGGGUUCAGCGCAGUCGCAUCAAUAUCGACAACCCCAAUCGAUGGUACCUUCUAUUUUGACCCUCGCAACCGGUACAUGAGCGACGAAGAGCUCGACUCGAUCCUUCCCUCGGAAGGCUACAAGAUUGUCGAGCCUCCGGCCGACUACCAACCCGUCCGAUCAAACGCGCACAAGCUGAUGGCAACGCCGUUGCAGACCGGAGGUUUCAUGAUGCAGGACGAGACCGCAGCUCGUGCAGCACUAGAAGAUAUGAUUCCAGAAUUACCCACAGACAUCCCUGGCGUGGGCCAACUUGCAUUUUUCAAGAAGGAAGACCAGACCUACUUCAAGAAAAUCCUCAACCCCGAAGAAGACGAGACCGAGCUCAGUAUUGACGAACUCAAGGAGCGCAAGAUCAUGAGGCUUCUUCUCAAAAUCAAGAAUGGCAGCCCGCCCAUGCGAAAGUCAGCUCUCCGGCAAAUCACAGACAAGGCACGAGAAUUUGGUGCUGGCCCUCUUUUUGACAAGAUCUUGCCGCUGUUGAUGGAGCGGACACUCGAAGAUCAGGAAAGGCACUUGCUGGUCAAGGUCAUCGAUCGCAUCCUAUACAAGCUUGAUGAUUUGGUUCGACCCUAUGUCCAUCGCAUCCUCGUCGUUAUUGAGCCGCUCCUGAUCGACGAGGACUACUACGCGCGAGUCGAGGGCAGGGAGAUCAUCAGCAACCUCUCCAAAGCAGCUGGCCUUGCGCACAUGAUCAGCACGAUGCGACCUGAUAUCGACCAUGUAGACGAAUACGUGCGGAACACCACCGCUAGAGCCUUCUCGGUUGUCGCAUCCGCGCUCGGCAUUCCCGCGCUUUUACCCUUCCUACGAGCUGUCUGUCGAUCAAAAAAAAGCUGGCAAGCACGGCACACCGGUAUUCGCAUUGUUCAGCAGAUCGCCAUCAUGAUGGGCUGCGCAAUUCUGCCGCAUUUGAAGAAUUUGGUUGAUUGCGUCGAACCGGGCCUCGCAGACGAACAGCAGAAAGUCAAGACCAUGACAGCACUUGCGCUAGCUGCGCUUGCCGAAGCUGCUGCACCGUACGGUAUUGAAAGCUUUGAAAACGUCCUUAAGCCACUCUGGACGGGCAUUCGACAGCAUCGUGGCAAGGGCCUCGCAGCAUUUCUCAAGGCAAUCGGCUUCAUCAUUCCGCUCAUGGACUCAGACAACACUCUCUUCUUCGUCAAAGAAGUUACCCCCACCUUAAUCCGCGAAUUCCAAAGCGCUGACGAGGAGAUGAAGAAGAUCGUCCUCAAGGUUGUCAAGCAGUGUGCCGCGACGGACGGCGUCACGGGCGCCUACCUCAAGGAGGACAUGCUGCCGGAGUUCUUCAAGGCGUUCUGGGUGCGUCGCAUGGCACUCGACCGUCGCAACUACAAGCAAGUCGUCGAGACGACCGUCGAGUUAGCGCAGAAGACGGGCGUGUCAGAGAUUGUGGCCAGGAUCGUGAACGAGCUCAAAGAUGAGAGCGAGCCGUUCAGGAAGAUGGUGAUGGAGACGGUUCAAAAGGUCGUCGCAUCUCUCGGCGCGGCCGACAUUGACGAACGGCUCGAGGUACAGCUGAUCGAUGGCCUCAUUUAUGCAUUCCAAGAGCAAACGAUCGAAGACAAUGUCAUGCUCGAAGGCUUCGGCACGGUUGUCAAUGCGCUCGGCAUGCGCGUCAAACCGUACCUGACACAAAUUGUCUCGACAAUCCUUUGGCGGCUGGGGAACAAGAAUGCCAAGACGCGUCAGCAGGCGGCUGAUCUGACGACCAAGCUAUCCGUCGUCAUUAAACAGUGCGAGGAGGACCAGCUCCUCGCGCGCUUGGGCGUCGUUCUGUUUGAACAGCUCGGAGAAGAAUUCCCUGAAUCGCUUGCCAGCAUCAUCAGCGCCAUCACUGCGAUCGCCAACGUGGUCGGUAUGACGCAGAUGAAUCCGCCCAUCAAGGACUUGCUACCCCGCAUGACGCCCAUCUUGCGCAACAGACACGAGAAGGUGCAAGAGGCCUCGAUCAACCUCAUCGGGCGUAUUGCGGAUCGCGGUGCCGAAUUCGUCAGUGCCAGAGAAUGGAUGCGCAUCUGCUUUGAACUGCUCGACCUGCUCAAGGCGCACAAGAAAGCGAUCCGACGUGCUGCAGUCAAUAGUUUCGGUUACAUUGCCAAGGCUAUUGGCCCGCAGGAUGUGCUGCAGGUUCUGUUGACUAACUUGCGCGUGCAGGAGAGGCAAUCACGCGUCUGCUCCACUGUUGCCAUUGCGAUCGUCGCGGAGACCACGGGGCCGUUUACCACGAUUCCACAUCUGCUCAAUGAAUACCGCCAGCCAGAACUGAAUGUCCGUACCGGUGUGCUGAAGGCGCUCUCGUUCGUUUUCGAGUACAUCGGCGAGAUGGGCAAGGACUACGUCUACGCCAUCAUCGGAGCGCUUGAAGACGCAUUGACGGACCGUGACCACGUGCACCGGCAGACGUCAGCUUCGAUCGUGAAGCAUCUCGCGCUCGGCGUCGCAGGUCUCGGCCAGGAGGACUCGAUGCAGCACUUGCUCAACCUGCUCUGGCCAAACAUCUUUGAGACAUCGCCGCACGUGAUUGGCGCCGUGAUGGAAGCGAUCGAGGCGAUGCGCGUCGCGCUGGGGCCAGGCUACUUGUUCAACUAUACUCUGCAGGGCCUUUUCCACCCGGCGCGCAAGGUGCGAGAGGUGUACGCGCGCAUCUACAACACCAACUACCUUGGUGCGCAGGACGCCCUCGUUCCGUUCUACCCUUCCAUGGAGGAGUUCAGCGACGAGCGCAACGACUACAAGCGACACGAACUCUACGCCAUCCUGUGAUGCGAUAUCGCAUGUAAUGUACUAAUAGCUUUUACUAUCGUCAUCUACGAGCACGUCCAUU